This is a messenger RNA of Limanda limanda (common dab), 3501 nucleotides long. Its product is annotated as ribosome quality control complex subunit NEMF-like. Gene Ontology annotation, molecular function: ribosomal large subunit binding; tRNA binding. The coding region runs from base 112 to 3270 and encodes 1052 amino acids. Gene Ontology annotation, biological process: rescue of stalled cytosolic ribosome; ribosome-associated ubiquitin-dependent protein catabolic process. The transcript has 32 exons. The record is from RefSeq and is a predicted model, not a curated record. Gene Ontology annotation, cellular component: RQC complex. Lineage: Eukaryota; Metazoa; Chordata; Actinopteri; Pleuronectiformes; Pleuronectidae.
UUCCCCUCUUCUCUGCUGAUGUUGCUGCACUAGAAAUGUGAUCGUUUACAUUCAGGGUUUCCGUUUCUUUCUUUUUUUAUUUAGUAUUCGUAGCCUCUCCCGGAAGUCGCCAUGAAGACCAGGUUCACCACCCAGGACAUCAGAGCGGUUAUCGCAGAGAUCAACGCCAACUACAUGGGCAUGAGAGUAAACAACGUGUACGACAUCGACAACAAGACGUAUCUCAUCCGGUUGCAGAAACCUGACAGCAAAGCUAUUAUUCUCAUUGAAUCCGGGACUCGGAUUCACUCGACAGACUUCGAAUGGCCCAAGAACAUGAUGCCUUCAGGCUUCGCAAUGAAAUGUCGAAAGCACCUGAGGUCACGUCGGCUGACCGAGGUCAAGCAGCUCGGCAUCGACAGGAUCGUGGACCUCCAGUUUGGUUCAGAUGAAGCCGCCUACCACCUGAUUGUUGAGCUAUAUGACAGGGGCAACGUCAUACUUGCAGACCAUGAGUACACCAUCCUGAACCUGCUGCGCUUUCGCACUGCGGAGGUAGAAGAUGUCAAGAUUGCUGUGAGAGAGCGGUACCCUGUGGAGAACGCCAGGCCCCCUGAGCCCCUCAUCAGUCUGGAGCGACUCACUGAACUUCUCAGCAAUGCAACAAAUGGGGACCAAGUGAAAAGGGUCCUGAAUCCUCACCUCCCUUACGGAGCCACUCUGAUAGAACACAGCUUGAUAGAAGUGGGACUGUCCGGCUCCGUCAAAGUUGACAGCCAAGUUGACGCUGCCCAAGUUGCACCGAAAAUCCUGGAGGCCAUGCAGGUUGCAGAAACCUACAUGGAAAAAACGGCGAACUUCAGCGGCAAAGGUUACAUCAUUCAAAAGAGUGACAAGAAACCAAGCCUGACUCCUGGCAAACCCCCCGAAGAACUGCUCACAUAUGAUGAAUUCCAUCCAUUCCUCUUCGCCCAGCAUGCAAAGAGCCCUUACCUGGAGUUUGACACGUUUGACAAGGCAGUGGACGAGUUCUUCUCUAAGAUGGAGAGCCAGAAGAUCGACAUGAAGGCCUUACACCAGGAGAAACAGGCUAUGAAGAAGUUGGAAAAUGUGAAGCGAGACCACGAGCAGAGGCUGGAGGCUUUGCACGAAGUUCAGGAGGUGGACAGAGUAAAAGGUGAACUGGUGGAGAUGAACCUGGCCGUGGUGGAGAGGGCGCUGCAGGUGGUGCGCAGUGCUUUGGCCAAUCAGGUGGACUGGACUGAGAUCGGCACUAUCGUCAAGGAAGCGCAGGAUGCUGGAGACCCCGUGGCGUCGGCCAUUAAGGAGCUGAAGCUGCAGACCAACCACAUCACCAUGCUUUUGAAGAAUCCAUAUAUUUCUGAGGAAGACCCGGAAGAGGAAGUAAAGAAAGAUGUGGUGGAGGAGAAAGGGAAGAGGAACAAGAACAAAGACAAAGGACAGAGCAAGAAGCUGCAGAAGAACAAGCCCAUGUUGGUGGACGUGGACCUCGGCCUGUCGGCGUACGCCAAUGCCAAACGGUACUACGACUACAAACGCACUGCUGAAAAGAAAGAACAGAAAACCAUGGAAGCAGUUGGCAAGGCCAUGAAAUCUGCAGAGAAGAAAACGCAGCAAACCCUGAAGGAGGUCCAGACGGUGACCACCAUCCAGAAGGCCAGGAAAAUCUACUGGUUUGAGAAGUUCCUCUGGUUCAUCAGCUCGGAGAACUACCUCAUCAUCGCAGGAAGGGACCAGCAGCAGAACGAGAUCAUCGUCAAACGCUACCUCCGGGCCGGUGAUGUCUACAUUCACGCUGACCUCCACGGAGCCACUAGCUGCAUCAUCAAGAACACUACAGGUGUUCCCAUCCCUCCUCGCACCCUGACUGAGGCCGGCACCAUGUCCGUGUGCUACAGCGCUGCCUGGGACGCCAAGAUCAUCACCAGCGCCUGGUGGGUCCAUAGUCAUCAGGUGUCUAAGACGGCUCCAACUGGAGAAUACCUGACCACUGGAAGUUUCAUGAUCAGAGGGAAGAAAAACUUCCUGCCUCCUUCGUACUUGAUCAUGGGCUUUGGAUUCCUCUUCAAGGUGGAUGAACAGAGCGUGUUUCGGCACAAAGGGGAAAGAAAGGUGAAAACUGUAGAAGAAGAUAUGGAUGAAGUCAGGUCCAGAACUGCGGAGCUGUUGGAGGAGGGAGAGGAGCUGAUAGGGGACGACAGCAGCAACGAAGAUCAGGGCGAGGAAAGAGCCGAAGGAGACGGAGAGAACAAGAAGGUGAAAAAGGAGGAGGGAGACGAAGAGGAAGAGGAGGAAGGCAGGGAAAAGGAGACAGAGGACGGAGAAUUCAGCUUUCCGGAUACGACCAUCUCCCUCACUCACUUACAGCCCAGCAGAAAUGUUCAAAACCCAGGCUUCAAAAAGGAAGCAACCACUCAGUCAUUCAUUUCUAUUCAGUCUGAUGUGGACUCACAGCUGAAGAAACACACGGCUGCCAAGCAGAGGAGAGAAGAGAAGAAGAAACCGAAACAGGAGGGUUGUGACGCCGAGGAAAAGGCCGACAUUUCAACUGGUGGAUCCGCAGCCGACCAGGGGCCCAAAGGUGCGGUCGGCCCCUCAGUCGGCCCCGCAGGAGGCCUCUCACAGCAGCCGCUGAAGAGAGGUCAGAAGAACAAACUGAAGAAGAUAAAAGAAAAGUACAAGGAUCAGGAUGAAGAGGACAGGGAGCUGAUGAUGCAGCUGCUCGGGUCCGCCGGUUCCACCAAGGAGGAGAAGGAUAAGGGGAAGAAAGGAAAGAAGGGGAAAGGUAAAGAUGAACCCAUCAGGAAACCGCCGCCUCAGAAACAACCUCAGAAACCUCGUAACACGGAAAUGGCAGCAAGCAAAGCUGAGCACGUGGAAGGAGAGGAGGGCGGGGAAGGAGGUCCUGCUGAACAGGAAGACAAGGAGGACGAGGCAGACCAGGACAACCCUGGCGCUGAGGAAGCAGAGAACCUGCUCACCUCUCUGUCCGGGCAGCCCCAUCCAGAGGACGUGCUGCUGUUUGCUGUGCCCGUCUGUGCUCCCUACACGGCCCUCUCCAACUACAAACACAAGGUUAAACUAACACCAGGUUCUCAGAAGAAAGGAAAAGCUGCACGUACGGCUGUUCUGAGCUUCAUGAAAGCCAAAGAGGCCUCAACCAGAGAAAAGGACCUGUUCCGCAGCGUCAAGGACUCUGACCUCUUCAGGAACAUGCCUGGGAAAGUUAAAGUGUCUGCUCCAAACCUGUUGGCUGCUAAGAAGAAAUAAGAGACGGGUGAACAGACGUGAUGGACUUAAAGUAUUUCAUCGACACAGAACUUCACACUUUGACUCAUUUCAGUUCAACUCCGCCAAAGUCAUCGUCGUGAGGUUCUACUGGUUAAAAUCUGCGGUGACCUUGUUUCAAUAUGGAUAAUUUUAUUUUUUAAAUUGAUUUGUAUUGUUGCCUAUCAUGUUUGAAAUGAAAGCCUGUAAAUUAACAAAGAUGAGUAACAGAAA